Molecule: messenger RNA, 423 nt
Organism: Anisakis simplex (herring worm)
Lineage: Eukaryota; Metazoa; Nematoda; Chromadorea; Rhabditida; Anisakidae
Source: the annotation of a GenBank genome assembly
AUGCCAGGUAGUCAUUGUUCGUCAACGUCCAGUGUGCUUCAAAAUGCCAACGGUACCGGUGACCGACCGUCGGCUGGUAUCACCGAUCGUGAUCGUUUGAAAAUGGCCUCCAUCCUGUCUCGCUUCUCGUCUCCAACUCACCAACAACAAACAACCGCAAAGACAACAACCACAUCGUUAUUGAACAACUUCAGUGUGCGCAGCUCAGAACCGUCGUCAAUGGAACGUGUCAAAACUGAGGGUGAACGAAGUACCGUCGAGAAACGUUUCGCCUAUAAUUUAUUGGAGAAAUUAAUUCAGUAUUUGGAACAAGCAUCGGUAAAAAUGAAGACAGUGAAGCCGAGUCAAGAGUUGAGCCGUCGAAAUAGUUUUAAGAAAGAGGGACAAGAUGUGAAAUUCUUUGAAAAGGUGAGCGAUUGUGAC